Hypanus sabinus (Atlantic stingray) is the source of this 4934-nucleotide messenger RNA. RefSeq names its product inositol polyphosphate-5-phosphatase Jb (gene inpp5jb). Bases 217 to 2352 code for a protein of 711 amino acids. Lineage: Eukaryota; Metazoa; Chordata; Chondrichthyes; Myliobatiformes; Dasyatidae. The transcript is spliced from 13 exons. Gene Ontology annotation, biological process: phosphatidylinositol dephosphorylation; negative regulation of peptidyl-serine phosphorylation. Gene Ontology annotation, cellular component: plasma membrane; cytoplasm; ruffle. Gene Ontology annotation, molecular function: phosphatidylinositol-3,4,5-trisphosphate 5-phosphatase activity; phosphatidylinositol-4,5-bisphosphate 5-phosphatase activity. The record is from RefSeq and is a predicted model, not a curated record.
CGGGCGGCGCGCCCGGAGUCCAGGCGGCACAGCCUGCCGUCACCGGUGAGGGUUCUGCGGCUGCAGAGCCGGAGAUCGCCGCCCGAAGGACGGGCACCUGCACCAUCCCCGCUCGCGAAAGGCUCCUUCAUUCACCGAGCAGGAGCCCAGGACGAAGUGUGACCUUCCGCGAUACAACCCCACAGAGUACGUCUUCCCCGCAGAGCCUGCCUUCGGAUGAGCGGUGCAGUGGACCAGGAACAGCCCGGGCUGAGGGUCAGCUCCCCGUCCGUGCCGGAGGCACUUCAUGCGGGAGAGGAUGGCUUCAGUAUGCAGAUAAUCACAUGGAACGUUGGCACGGCUGUCCCACCUGAUGACGUCACGUCACUUUUGGGGUUAAAUUCGACGGAUGGAAGAAUUGAUAUGUAUGUCAUUGGUUUGCAGGAAGUGAAUUCCAUGAUCAAUAAAAGACUAAAGGAUGCCAUCUUCACCGACCAAUGGAGCGAGCUCUUUAUGGACACUCUCAGUCCCUUUGGUUACGUGUUGGUGACCUCUGAGAGGAUGCAGGGGCAGCUGCUCUUAGUGUUUGCCAAAUACUACCUCCUGCCAAGCCUGCAGGACAUCCAAACAGACUGCACCAGGACAGGUCUUGGUGGAUACUGGGGGAACAAGGGGGCGGUCAGCGCCAGGCUGUCUCUGAGCGGCCACAUGAUUUGUUUCCUCAAUUGCCACUUGCCGGCUCACAUGGAGAACUCGGAGCAGCGGAUGGACGACUUUGAGAGCAUCCUGCAGCUGCAGCAGUUUAACGGCCCCACCGCCAGCGGAGUCCUCGACCACGACGUUGUCUUCUGGUUCGGUGAUCUGAACUUUCGGAUUGAGCAGUACGAUAUUCGCUUCAUCAAAAAUGCCAUUGAGAAGAACAAGCUGGGUAUGCUGUGGGAAAAGGACCAGUUGAACAUUGCAAAGGUGAUUGAGCCUGCAUUGAACGGAUUUCAAGAGGGACCUCUCAACUUCAGGCCAACGUACAAAUAUGACGUGGGCACAAACACAUUUGACACCAGUUCUAAGAAGCGCAAGCCUGCCUGGACAGAUCGGAUUCUCUGGAGGGUGAAAGUAUCUGACUGCUACGACUCAUUGCAGCAUUCCCCGUUAUCGGCGAGGAAUAACUCCCCAGCCAGCAAAAGCAGCCACAUUGAGGUGUUCCAGCAUGCGUACCGGAGUCACAUGGAGUACCUCAUCAGCGACCACAAACCCGUUACUGCCAUUUUCUGCUUGAAGUUUGCCCAGAAACUUCAGGCUCCAUUGAUUCAGCUACAGGUGGAGGAUGAAUGGAACAAGGCCUCGGAUGCGGUGGUCCGCUACAGGAUGGCGGACUCCUUUCCCAAGAGCUCGUGGGACUGGCUUGGCUUGUACAAGGUUGGCUUUAAGCAUCACAAAGAUUACAUAACAUACGUCUGGGCAAAGCACGAUGAAGUUGAUUCAGACAAACAAUGUUAUCAGGUCAUGUUCAGUGAGGAUUCCGUGCCAAAGGGCACCGGGGAGUACAUCCUGUGUUACUACAGCAACAAUUUCAACAGCAUUGUGGGAGUAACCGAGCCAUUCCAGAUAAUUCUGCCCUCCUCAAGUUCUAGUUCCAGCAAGUCCGACACCUCUGACUCCAGCUCCGAUGGGGAGGAGAUGAGCACCUUGAAGCUGAUCCGCCCUAAGUCCCGCAGCCCUAGUCCGGGCAAGAUGAAGAAGAGGAGGAGCAGGAGUCGGAGUAAGAGCCCGGUCAUCCCAAUAGCCAAGAGCCUGCAAGGCCUCAACCUCCGAGUAGGCUCCAAGUCCAAGAGCAAAAGCCGCAGUCCUUCACCACGGGGGGACCAGGCGUCGAAAGCCAGGCACCUCAGAGAGCCAGGAGCCAGAGCCGCCGCGGGGAAUGGCCUGAAUCCCGAAGGUGCCCUUGGUGACGUGCCCUCACCAACAGGCCCCGCUGCGUUGAAACACUCAGCGGCUAAUGGGACUGCUGCUGACACGGCUGCCAGCUGCACUGCGAGGCCUGCUAGCCAGGUCCUGCAUCCACACGACAGCGAAAGUGCUCAGCAUCCCCGCCUGUCUCCAAAACUCUCCCAGACACCUUCUGCGAUGGGAGCUGUAGGUGUGAGGCAAGGUGAAGCAGGUCAUUUCUCGAGCACCAAGAGCCAUCACUCCAGGUCUCCAAGUCCCAGCGUUAGGGCCUCCAGUACUCAUGGCAGGCCAGAGGCUGGUGAAGGCCAGAACACAGAGAGAGGUGCUGGCAACCAGCGUACCAGGGCGUUUGGAGAAAGCAGUACAGGCCUGGACCUGCAGCUGAAACCUGUCCAAUACCCAUCACCAAAAGCCACACUGAAGUAGAAGUUUGCUUUCCACUUUGACAGCUCAACAAAGCACAAACAAUAUUUGUUAUUCCUAGUUUAAAGAUGUGUAGAGCGAUCAGCUUUAUUUUUAUUGUGGAGUUGAGCUCCCGCCUGAGUGUCUGGAACCAUUUGUGAAAUGUAAUUGGAAUGUGAAUCCUGCUCCUGUUUUCGCCUUCCUGCUGUAUGUACGAUACUGUCCAAAAGUCUUCGGCACAUGUGUGUAGUUCGGCAUGCCAAAGACUUUUGCACAGUACAAACUUUAAGCAACUUGGAGCAGAGAGCAAGUUUGUAAAUCUGGCAGGAGUAAAGGAUGAUGGGAAUGGUGAGGCUGGAGUGUCAUGGGAGGGGUGUGGGACAGUUGGCAAAGGCAAGGGAUGGUACGGAUGUAGAUAUUCCCAGCCCUGAGACACCAGGCAAGGUCAAUUGAUUCCAAACAAUUGGUCUGUUGAUCAUUACAGAAUGCCCUCUCUGGUGCUUCCCCCUUUUCCAACCAUGAUUCCCCUCUCCCUGCCCUCUUCCUACUCUCAGUCCACAAUAGAGACCCAUAUCAGAAUCAGGUUUAUCAUCACUCACACAUGUCAUAGUUUUUUUUUGCAGAAGCAGUACAAUGCAAUACAUAAAAUUACUACAGUACUGUUCAAAUGUCUUAGGCACUCUAACUAUAUACAGUGUAUACGUGCAUAAGACUUUUGCACAACACUGUAUAUUUCAGGGAAGAAUGCAAUCAGAGGGGUCUUUUCUCUCUGCAUUAGAAGCUUCUACCUUUCAACCAGCAGAUGGCCCUUUGCAUCUUAUCAAUACAAACAUUGUGGCACCUUCUGCAACUAGAUUAGGGUUAAAAUGAUGUCUUUGACACCUUUUCUAACUACUGUAGAUGACAUCGUGGGCUCCCACUAUCAAUAUUUAAUGAUGGACCCCUGUGGAUCUGGGUAUGUGGCUCUGCUGUUCCGAGUCUUGAGUGAAGUCUGCCUCACCAAGAUGUGGCCAACUUUCUGGCAGUCAGGUAGUCCCAGCGUCCAGCAACUACCACUCCCACCCCACUUCACUCAAGUGAAAUGUUCGAUCCAUUUGGUAGGGCUGUCAAAUUCACAAUUGCCAAACAAACGGCAGUUAGCACAAUCACUUUACAGAGGCAGUGAUCACCAGUUUGGGUUUGAUUUCCACUGCUGUCUGUAAGAAGUUUGUACAUUCCCCCCUUGUCUGCGUGGGUUUGCUCUAGUUACCCCCUCCCCCCCAAGCAUUCCAGUGACGUAUGGUUAGGAUUAGGGUUACUGAUUGCUGGCUUGCCAGAAGUGUGGCAACCCUUGUGGGCAGACCCUAACCAAGUCAUUCCACUUUGUUGGUCACUGAAGUGAACCAACACAUUUCACUGUAUAAUUUGAUGUACAUCUGACAAAUAAACUUAAUCUAAUCUAAAUUAGGAUUUAAAUAACACUUGGACUACAUCUUCCAAGUUUUCCAUUUUGCACGUGCAAUUUGUCCACAAGUUCUUUUUCCCCAGAUUGACCAGCAAAGCUAGUCUAUAUAAAAAAUGUCUUAUCAAUCUCCCUGGACCCUCAUGCGGGUGGCUGCUAAGAUGAGUGUGCAGAGCAGUCCACUCACUCAGAAGCCGGGCCGCGGCUUUUCUUGGCUAUUGACGACGAGCAUCAUCCAAGAGUUAAAACUAUAGCAAAUGUGUAGGUACUUAGACUUGACUGAUGUGGGGAAAAGAAACAGAAAAUAGGCCUCAAAGAAUGGAUAUUGCUACAUAAACCUUGUGUAAAAUAUUUUAAUUUAUUGCUCUGCUGUUUUUGUGAAUACGUUGACAGUUGUUGGUGUACAGUUCAAAGCACUGGAUGCCUUACCAGACUUCGUAAAUGAAGAUUGUCAGAAUUGAUUGACAUAAUUCUGAGAAAAGAAAAGGAUGAACUCUUCAACUGAACCAGGACUCAGUAAAGACAGGGAUUCUUCAACCUGGACAAAGUCUCUUUUGUAAUGAUGUACACUUGUUAUGUAUAAGAAUUCAUUGUUCUGUGCUCUAGGACACAAUGGAAAAGCAAGGAGUAGAAAACUCUGAGGAAUCAGCAGAAGAGCGUGACAUUUCUCACCCAUCACUCUCUCUUAUUCAGUAUUGUUGAAAGACAUUGUAACUAGGCCCCAGUUAUGCGGUGUACAGCAUUCCAUCUGUGAUUUUGUCCCACCCUCAGUUUGUGGAAAUCGGUAACCAUUUUCUGUCUAGUUUAUUGCGAAGUCUAGCAUCACUAGGAGAAUCAUUCUGACAGGAUUACUAAUUAGGGCCAACAUUCUCUGCACCUUGAGGCAGUGCACAUAACAGGAAUAUUUUUUAAACUGUGAAGGCUUCAUAUGACAAUGAACUAUGUAUAUGAAGAAUUUAUUAAAUUUACUGGAUUCAUUUUUGUUGUAAGCUUCCUAUGUCCUGUACAUUUUGAGAUGUGGCUGGCUAGAAUUCCUGUGUUGGGCGCAUUAUGUGCGCGUCUCCCCCUCUGCCAUUGACUGAAGGCAGCUGAGAAACAUGAUGUGCUCUAUGGAUGUAAACAUUUUCAUUCUGAUUCAACAAUAAAGUUUAGAGUAUAAUCUUCA